Neopsephotus bourkii (Bourke's parrot) is the source of this 1400-nucleotide messenger RNA. It is a transcript of the gene POGLUT1, whose product is annotated as protein O-glucosyltransferase 1. Gene Ontology annotation, cellular component: endomembrane system. Bases 12 to 1178 code for a protein of 388 amino acids. The transcript has 11 exons. Gene Ontology annotation, biological process: positive regulation of Notch signaling pathway; protein O-linked glycosylation. The record is from RefSeq and is a predicted model, not a curated record. Gene Ontology annotation, molecular function: UDP-glucosyltransferase activity; UDP-xylosyltransferase activity. NCBI's taxonomy places the organism in Eukaryota, Metazoa, Chordata, Aves, Psittaciformes, Psittacidae.
GCGGCGGCGGUAUGCGGCGACAGGCGCUGGCGUUAUGGGCGCUGCUGUGGUGGCUGGAUCCCGCCAUGGCGGGCGGUCCCGCAGAUGCCAGAUGGAAAAAAAUAACGGACCAAAUUAAGAAAGCUGUGGAAGUCUAUAAGCCAUGUGUAAAGGAGAAUUGCAGCUGCCACCAAAGUGUCUGGAAGCAGGACCUGGCUCCUUUUCGGGGUGGCAUUUCCAAGGAAAUAAUGUCAGAUGUGGUGAGCCGGAAGCUUGGGACACACUACCAGAUCAUUAAGAACAAAUUGUACCGUGAGCAGGACUGCUUGUUCCCUGCAAGAUGCAGUGGAGUUGAGCACUUCCUUCUGGAGAUCAUCAACCGCCUCCCUGACAUGGAAAUGGUGAUCAAUGUGCGAGACUACCCCCAGGUCCCCACAUGGAUGAAACCCAUUAUCCCAGUCUUCUCCUUCAGUAAGACACCUGAUUACAAUGAUAUCAUGUAUCCUGCCUGGACGUUUUGGGAAGGAGGACCAGCUGUUUGGCCAAUUUACCCUACAGGUUUAGGGCGCUGGGACCUCAUGAGAGAGGACCUCAGAAGAUCUGCAGAAAAAUGGCCAUGGAUGAAAAAAAUCUCUAAAGCAUAUUUCCGAGGAUCCAGAACGAGCCCUGAGAGAGAUCCACUCAUUUUGCUGUCCCGAGAAAACCCAGAACUUGUUGAUGCUGAGUACACCAAAAACCAGGCUUGGAAAUCUGAAAAGGAUACAUUAGGAAAGCCUGCUGCAAAGGAAAUUCCCCUGGUUGAUCACUGCAAAUACAAGUAUCUGUUCAAUUUCCGGGGAGUGGCUGCCAGUUUCCGGUUGAAACACCUUUUCUUAUGUGGUUCACUUGUCUUUCACGUUGGAGAAGAGUGGUUGGAAUUCUUUUAUCCGCAGCUGAAGCCUUGGGUCCACUACAUCCCAGUCAGAUCGGACCUCUCUGAUGUCAGGGAGCUGUUGCAGUUUGUAAAGGAAAAUGAUGCCAUAGCACAAGAAAUUUCAGACAGGGGACGCCAGUUCAUUACUGAGCACUUGCAGAUGGAGGAUGUCUCUUGCUACUGGGAACAUCUGCUUUCUGAAUAUUCCCAAGCCUUGACUUACAAAGUGAAAAGGAAGAAGAGCUACAGUGAGAUUGCUCCUGAACGGCAGAAAACAGAAUUGUAGAGACUUCUCUGUUUGUUGUUUUUUUUUCAGGCUUCUUCAACUCAGACUGAUCUCUCUGGAAAUCUGAAGAUCAGUGUAUCUUCUUUCUUAUUCUCUCAAACUUCUUAUUCUUUAUUCUAGAACUGCAGAGAGCAGCAGUAGGCUGCUGAAAUCACUUCCAUACAGUGGGACCCAGUUGUACUGUUGCUGUAAGAUUGUUUAGUACAAUGUUGGAUGAUGAUA